CUUGAUUCGCGUCUUUUUCACCAGCUCCUGGUCCCUCUAUCGACCACUACCCAGCAGAGCAUUGCAGAGAGCAGUCAGCCCGUCGUGUCUCUACCCGAGGCCGGAUGGUAAAAUCCAACCUCCAGCGGAUCCUAAACAGUCAUUGCUUUGCUCGCGAGAAAGAAGGAAAACAACAGUCUUAUACUACCAUGGCGGACUUGAGUAUCUGUGACAUGAUCGGGAACUUGUCCCUGCACUGUAGUAGUACCCGCGGCCCGGGGCCUCUGUGGUGCUCCGAUGCCCCUCUCCCACCCCUGAAGAUCCCAGGUGGGCGAGGGAAUGGCACGCGGGAUCACACUCCUUCAGCUCGGCAACUCUACUCAGACCGGAAGCUGACGGUGAUGGAGGAGCCAGCAGGGAACGGUCGCCCUGGAAUACUCCACUUCCUAAGUCGUCCAACAGUCACCAAGACGAUUCAGUGGGAUGCUGUCCUGAGCAGCAGCGCACUUUACGUGGAGAUACCUCUUGACCCGCUUCCUGAAGGCAGCAAGGAGAGUUUUGCAGCUCUCUUGGAGUAUGCUGAGGAACAUCUGAAAGUCGUUAGCGUGUUUGUCUGCUUUUACAAGAACAGAGAUGACCGUGCGAAACUGGUGCGUACAUUCAGUUUCCUGGGCUUUGAGAUUGUGAAACCGGGCCAUACCCUCGUCCCACCUCGACCUGACGUUUUCUUCAUGGCCUACAAUUUUGACCGGGACUCCUCGGAUGAGGAGUAGCCCACUGGAUAUCCCCAAACACCCCCACCCCCACAAUUAUUCCCAUUUCACUUCCCCAUUAUAUGUUUGCCUAUCCCGUCCAAGCCUACUCACACACACACACACACACACACACACACAGAAACACGCACA
Notolabrus celidotus (New Zealand spotty) is the source of this 884-nucleotide messenger RNA. RefSeq names its product ornithine decarboxylase antizyme 1b (gene oaz1b). Gene Ontology annotation, biological process: positive regulation of protein catabolic process. Gene Ontology annotation, cellular component: cytoplasm; nucleus. Gene Ontology annotation, molecular function: ornithine decarboxylase inhibitor activity. Lineage: Eukaryota; Metazoa; Chordata; Actinopteri; Labriformes; Labridae. The record is from RefSeq and is a predicted model, not a curated record.